Molecule: messenger RNA, 2074 nt
Organism: Agrilus planipennis (emerald ash borer)
Lineage: Eukaryota; Metazoa; Arthropoda; Insecta; Coleoptera; Buprestidae
Product: orexin receptor type 2-like
Exons: 7
Coding region: 24-1247 (407 amino acids)
Biological process (GO): G protein-coupled receptor signaling pathway
Cellular component (GO): membrane
Molecular function (GO): neuropeptide Y receptor activity
Source: RefSeq, a predicted model, not a curated record
GUUGAACUGUAUUUAAGUACAGAAUGGAAACUAGAAACAUCACAAUGACCUUUGAUGAUCUAGUGUUAGAGAACGAAUCUUUGAUAGACACAAUACCGGAGAGCGACAUUUACGAAGUGUUCCACAUAAGACAAUACGACCUUAUCAUCAUUUACAUUCCAAUAAUUUUAUUGUCUUUAUCCGCAAACCUGCUGGUAAUUACGGUUGUUAUCAAAAAUCACUACAUGCGAAGCGUGACGAACUAUUUUUUGGUGAAUUUAUCGGUGGCUGAUCUACUGGUUACUCUUCUUUGUAUGCCCAUGGGUGUCUGGUCUGCUUAUACCAUGUUAUGGAAUUUUGGCGAGAUUGUCUGCAAAGUCACGAAUUAUCUUCAAUGUGUGUCUGUGGCAUCGAGUGUUUUUACAAUAACGGCAAUGGCUUUAGAUCGAUAUUUGGCGAUCAUCCAGCCUUUCGGAUUCUACCGCUGGUUCAACAAAAAGACCACCGUCGUGGUAAUAAUAUUGAUGUGGUUGGCACCCAUGAUUUUGUUUGCGCCAUUGCUCGUACUCGUUCAAAUACACGAGGACAGAAUUGGAAGUGUCACCCUGCGAUUCUGUUACGAAAACUGGAACGGAUUCAUUUUUACCAGAAAAGCUUUCGGAAUUGUUUGCUACAUUGUCAUGUUCGCAGUCCCAGGUUUUAUUAUGCUAUGUGCAUAUUCGUUAAUGGGAAGGACGCUGUGCUCAGUUAGACCGCCUUUUGACGUAACGGAAGGAAAUGCUACCGCUCAACAGAAUUAUCGUUUAGUACGUGAACGAAAACGAGUCGCAUGGAUUCUUUUGCUCCUGGCCAUCCUCUUCGCCAUUUGCUGGCUGCCACACAACACUCUGAAUCUCCUCACGGACACGAACGGAGGCAAAUUCGAAACAGAAGAUAUAAACACGAUGGCGAUAAUAAAACGGUACAUGUUGUUGCUAGGCCACGUCAAUUCUGCCCUCAAUCCAAUUAUCUAUUGCAUUAUGUCGAGGAAUUUUCGUAAAUCUGUCAAAGAACUCAUUUUUCGGACGAAGACGAAUUUCGAAUCUAGGAAAAAGGCCAAACGGAACCAGAGAGUCUUUCGAUUGGAUUGUCAGUGGGUGGAAAGUUCAAGCAGUUCUCACCACCGUCAACAAGUCGAACAACUUCGAUUCAUCUCGUCUAUUCGAAAAACCACCCCCUUGACAAGGCUUCAAUCGAGUCAACGCACCACCAAAACGUGUGCAGUCUAAACGACAGAGACGUACAACAAAAACAAAAAUACAAGUGUCAUAUUUACUUACAUGCAAACAUACAUACAUUAUGUAUACUAUAUGUUACUUGUGAUUUUAAGAUAUAUGAAUGUGUAUCUUAAUGUUUUCGGCCCCCGUGAAAGGUAACAAUUUUGCACACGUUUCAGUACAGUAGAAGGGGUCGAUUUAACUUUUUCGCUCCACCUUUCUCUUUUAUAUAUCUAUUUGAGUUUGCGACAGCCUCUCCGAACUGCACUGUAUUGUAAAGCCGGUAGAUAUGGCGGAAAAGUUUGUGUAAACAUCUCCUUGCAUUCGUGGGUAUGAGUGGUUCAGGAGAGGCGGAUAAGACGGACGAAAUGUAGUCAGAAGGGUAGUGAAAAAUUUCUUUGUGAGAUAUACUGCCUUAGCAUUUUUAAAGAAAGAUACAAAAACUUUAUCGAAACAGAAAGAUCUGAAAUAGAACCGAUAUUCUCCUAAAUGUUAAGGUAUUAUUUAGAAGUUUUUUGUGAAUUCUAGAAAAUCCGUUUCAAUCUCUUUGUUGAAACGCCUUUUCGACUGGAAAAAUAAUGGAAAAAAGUGAAGGGUGAGAAGAUCGUCUUGUAUUUUGUUUAUGUACUGAGCAAAGGAGUUGUCGCAAUUAUGUACAAUUAGUAUGCAAUUUACCUAAUACUUAUGUACAUGACGGAAUGAUAAGAAAGGAUUUUUUUCGUGUUAAAGACCCUUUAUUGAUGUGAUAUGUGUUUUGGCAUACCGUCUGUAUGUACCGAAGGAUUGGAAAUAAAUGUGGAAUUAGAAUGAAAGAUUCGUAUAUAUAUAUGUCAACUCAA